Molecule: messenger RNA, 867 nt
Organism: Brettanomyces bruxellensis
Lineage: Eukaryota; Fungi; Ascomycota; Pichiomycetes; Pichiales; Pichiaceae
Exons: 1
Coding region: 1-867 (288 amino acids)
Biological process (GO): isoprenoid biosynthetic process; isopentenyl diphosphate biosynthetic process
Cellular component (GO): cytoplasm
Molecular function (GO): isopentenyl-diphosphate delta-isomerase activity
Source: RefSeq, a predicted model, not a curated record
AUGACUCAGGAGCUAACUCCGUACCACAAAUUAGUAAAGUCUUUAUCAAAAGAUGACAUUUUUGAAAGAUUUCCUGAUGUGAUACCUCUUGAAAGAACAACUGGAGAGAAACGAUCGGAUUCUGAUUAUGAGAAAACGACAGAUGUUGUUGGUUCAUCUUCUUUGUUUGCUGGUCAUGAUGAAGAACAAAUUCGAUUGAUGGCAGAGAAUUGUAUUGUCCUAGACUAUAACGAUAUUCCUAUAGGUUCAGGAACGAAGAAAUUAUGUCAUAUUAUGAAAAAUAUUGAAAAGGGCCUUCUACAUAGGGCAUUUUCCGUCUUUUUGUUUGAUUCUCAGAAUAGGCUUCUUCUCCAACAAAGGGCAGAUGAGAAAAUUACUUUCCCGCAAAUGUGGACUAAUACCUGCUGUUCGCAUCCACUCUGUGUGCCAUCCGAACUCGGCUUUUCAAUGGAUUCGAUGAAUGGAACUAACAUUCAUUCCUUGGACACUGCAAUCAGGGGAGUUAAGUCGGCUGCAGUUAGAAAGCUUAAGCAUGAACUCGGAAUAGAACCUGAGUACGUUCCUGCCUCUAAUUUCAAAUUUUUAACAAGAAUUCAUUAUAUGUCCCCUAGUAAUGGUGGUUGGGGAGAGCACGAAAUAGAUUAUAUAUUGUUUGUCAAAUCUGAUGGAAAGGUUCAAGCAAAUCCUAAUGAAGUUAAGGCUUAUAAGUACGUCAGUGCCGAGGAAUUGAAAGAAAUGUUCAAAUGCAAGGAUCUUAAGUUUACACCUUGGUUUAAACUUAUUUGUGAAUCUUAUCUCUUUGAUUGGUGGAAGCAUAUUAACAAAUUAGAUGAUUGUACUUCAACAACUAUUAAUAGGAUGCUAUGA